Messenger RNA from Python bivittatus (Burmese python), 645 nucleotides. RefSeq lists its product as uncharacterized. The record is from RefSeq and is a predicted model, not a curated record. NCBI's taxonomy places the organism in Eukaryota, Metazoa, Chordata, Lepidosauria, Squamata, Pythonidae.
UGUAUGAAGAGUGGGAAUUUCUUCAUGGACAAAAAAAACGUGUCAGCAAUCAUUGACUACAUCAGAUGCUAUGGCAUUGAAACUCAUUAUGCUGUGGUGAUCAGACUGGAUCCAACAUACUGCAAAAAUCCAACCUGGAAAAAUAUGAUGAACAAUUUGCCAAGUUCUGUGAUGUCUGCCAUGAGCCUCAGACUUAACCAGAAAGAAGGCAUCUAUAACCCGAGCCCCCCAGUAAAUAUUGUUGCAGCCAGGCCCAAAUUUAAACCCAGAGAACAUGCUGAGUUCCGCUUGUUGACAGGAGGCCAAAACAGUCCAGUAGAAAAGAUGCUAGCCCACAAGGAUAAGAACAGUUGCUUGAUCUUCUUCAGCAAAUUAUCUCCCUGUCUACAAUUGUGUCUCAACCAGACAGAGAUGAAUAAUAUUGUCAAUUUGGUGAAUCCUCUUUUUAACAGGUACAACCGUGAUUCCCGGGCAUUUGUUUUUGAAACCAUUUAUGAGCCUGAUGCGCAGAAAGGGACUGAAAUUGUGCUUGAGGCCUGGAAACUCAUAAAGGAUGCCCCUUUAUUCCGGUACCCUCGAAAUGCUGCUCUAUGUUUUGAUAACAACAAUCAGCCUUCGAACAAGAGCCCUUGCUGGGACGAUUAG